CUACCUAGCUAUCUCAUCCACCAUCUAUCUACCUAGCCAUCUAUCCCUGUCGCCCAUAUCGAUCCCGACUCGGACUUAUACACGAUCCAUCGCCAAUUGAUUGACAUUGACGCUGUCGUCAUCACUACAGUGCCAUUGCCUGCUCUCCAUAAUCCAUUGACAUCGCGAACUCGCCUUUUCCACCCUCCGACUACUGCUCCGACUUCCUGACAGGCACGCUGUCUUGACCGACCGCAUACGCCUUUGACGAAACCAAUUCUCAUCUUAGUCACUCCUCCCGCCAUUCACAAUGCCUUUCUUGGCUCGAUCCCGCUCCAACUCUCCAGAGCUCCCCUCUGAUUCAAAGCCCUUAUACCUGGGCUUCGACCUGUCCACCCAGCAGCUCAAAGGUAUCGUUGUCGACUCAGACCUCAAGGUCGUUGGUGAAGCCAAGGUCGAUUUUGACAAGGACUUUGGGCGCAAAUAUGGUGUCCAAAAGGGUGUCCACGUUAUUGAGGAGACGGGCGAGGUUUAUGCUCCCGUCGCCAUGUGGAUGGAGUCGCUUGACCUCGUUCUCGAACGUCUAGCGGAAGCCAUGCCUGUGCCUCUAUCUCGCAUCCGCGCGAUCAGCGGUUCUUGCCAGCAGCACGGUAGUGUCUUCUGGAACGGCCAGGCCUAUGAGAUUCUCCACAACCUCGACCCUCGUCUACCUCUUGCUGUGCAGCUCCCUGGAGCUCUUGCGCACCCUUGGUCGCCCAAUUGGCAAGAUCAGAGCACCCAGAACGAAUGCGACGCCUUCGACGCUGCUCUUGGUGGCCGACAGAAGCUCGCCGAGGUGACGGGAAGCGGCGCGCAUCAUCGCUUUACUGGAACACAAAUCAUGCGCCUCAAGAAGGACCUCCCUCAGAUGUACGCUAGAACUGCUCACAUCUCCCUCGUCUCUUCAUGGCUCGCCUCCGUCUUUCUCGGAGCCAUCGCCCCGAUGGACGUCAGCGACGUCUGCGGCAUGAACCUCUUCGACAUGUCCCGUCAGACAUUCAGCGAGCCUCUCCUCGAGCUUGCCGCUGGCAGCAAGCGCGACGCCAUCAACCUGCGCAAGAAGCUGGGCGAGCCUUGUCUCAAGGGUGAGGCCAUCCUUGGUCCCGUCUCCCCGUACUUUGUGGACCGCCACGGCUUCCACCCCGACUGCCAGAUCACCCCCUUCACUGGCGAUAACCCCGGUACUAUUCUUGCUCUUCCUCUUCGACCCCUCGACGCCAUUGUCUCUCUCGGUACUUCCACGACCUUCCUCAUGAACACCCCCAAGUACAAGCCCGACGGAUCCUACCACUUUUUCAACCACCCCACCACCGAUGGUCACUACAUGUUCAUGCUCUGCUACAAGAACGGUGGCCUAGCACGCGAGAGGGUUCGCGACCAGCUUCCCAAGCCCGAGAACGGCCCUACCGGUUGGGAGACGUUCAACAAGGCUGUCGAGGACACGCCCCUUAUGGGCGCUGCGAAGGAGGACGACAGACGCAAGCUUGGCCUGUACUUCUACCUCCGCGAAACUGUCCCCAACAUCCGCGCUGGUACCUGGCGCUACUCGUGCGAACCUGAUGGUUCGGACCUUCAGGAGGUCAAGGGCGGAUGGGACAAGGAGACAGACGCACGCAUGAUCGUCGAGUCCCAGGCCUUGUCCAUGCGCCUACGCUCCCAGAACCUCGUCCAUAGCCCCCGACCUGGUCUGCCUGCCCAGCCUCGUCGCAUCUACCUUGUGGGCGGCGGUUCGUUGAACCCUGCCAUUGCCCGCGUCCUGGGCGAGGUUCUUGGUGGCAGCGAGGGUGUGUACAAGCUCGACGUCGGCGGCAACGCUUGCGCUCUGGGUGGUGCUUACAAGGCUCUCUGGGCCAUGGAGCGCCAGGAGAAUGAGACCUUUGAUGACCUCAUUGGCAAGCGAUGGACCGAGGAGGGCAACAUCCAGCGCAUCGAUGAGGGCUUCCGUGAUGGAACUUAUCAAAAGUACGGCAAGCUGCUGACGGCAUUUGAAGCCCUGGAGAACAAGAUCCUGGCCGAGCAGGCUCACGCACCAGAGGAAGACCAAAGGCGUUCAGAGGAAAAGGUUUAACUGAAUCAGGGUAUCUAAUGUCUAAAGCGGACUGGUCUAAUGUCAUUUAUCUAACGUACUUGCUCAUGAAGCGCCUAUGAAAAUCGGAUCGGAGGAGGUCCUAGGCCAGGAGUCAGCGAACUGUUUUUGCAUAUAUUUUUUCCUUGUUCCUCUCUCCAAACAAGUUUUGUAUAUAGAAAAUGGAGUAGACACACAAAAGGGACAGCGAUGCAGAUAGAAAUACACAGAAACGGGGAAUAAGACUCACGUUUAC
Molecule: messenger RNA, 2339 nt
Organism: Fusarium vanettenii 77-13-4
Lineage: Eukaryota; Fungi; Ascomycota; Sordariomycetes; Hypocreales; Nectriaceae
Exons: 3
Coding region: 290-2086 (598 amino acids)
Biological process (GO): xylulose metabolic process; D-xylose metabolic process
Cellular component (GO): cytosol
Molecular function (GO): D-xylulokinase activity
Source: RefSeq, a predicted model, not a curated record